AUGUAUAACAAUAAUGAAUUAGAAAAAUUGGUUAUUAAGGGAAGUACAAGAUUUCAGGAAGUAAAUUUUAAUUAGCCAAGACUCUUUUAACCAAAGUUGAAUAUUAUCAAAUUAAAAGGAUUUCAAUAAAUAGUAGAUUUAAUAAAGCAAUAAGAAUCUUUUUCGAAACAUAAUUAGAUUCCUUAAAAUAAUACUUAGAAAAAUCUGCCUUCUAUUUUGGUUUACCCUCCUAAAGCUGAAUUAAUUACAACUUCAAAGAAAGAAAUAUCUAUUAGAAAAUAUAGUGAAACAAGGGUUUAUGGCAGAAAAAGCUUUACUGAAACUGCUGAGCCUCAUUCCCUUGAACGAAGAAGAAUAGAUACAAAACGAAAUAAAUUCGCAAUCAAAAAGGCUCUUCCAAAUAAAUAAGAAGAAUAAAAUAUGUUUGAAAAUCCUAAUGAUUUUGCUACAAUCGUAAGUUACUCAAAUUUAUUAAUGAUAAUUCCUUAAGAGAAAAUAGUAUAUAAAGCAUUCAUAACAAAAGGAAAUAAUGGUUAACUUGUUAGACAAUUAAUAAAGUCUAGAUCUUGGUGGAUAUUAAUUGAUAGUCCUUAAAAUGAUAUGAAUCUUUAUUGGACAUAACUUAGAAAACAAGGAUUUUAUAAGGAUCUAAUAACUAUUACUGGGAAUUAAUCUACAUUUACUAAAGCAUAAAAAAAAUAAGUUUAUGAUAAAUUUAAGCUAAAAUUAGAAGAAGAAAAGUAUAGUAAUUUCGUUUCGAGUAAUAUCUUAAGAGUACAUAAUCAUUUAGAAGGCAAUUUCUAAAUCUCAAAUAAGAAAGCAUUGUAUUAUAAUAUGAAAUCAUAUUAUGAGUCAAUAGGAUAAGAUCCAUUUAAAUUUAUACCAUUAACAUUUCAUAUUUAAGAUGGUAUAAAGGAUCCUGUCUAUUAGUAAUUUGAAGAAUAUGCAAGAAGGAAUAAUAUAAAUGUGUGGAUAAUAAAACCAGGAGAAUAAUCUAAUAGAGGAAAUGGAAUAGAAGUAGCCAAUUCUAUUUCAUAAGUCAAAAGGUUAGUUUCUUAUAGGGAAAUACAUUCAAAUGGUGUAAAGAAGACUUUUAUUGUUCAAUAAUAUAUAAAUAAACCAUUAUUAUACAACAAAAGGAAAUUCGAUAUAAGAUGUUUUAUGUUAAUAACAUGUAUAAAUCACCAAUUCAAAGCUUAUUGGUAUUAGGAAGGAUAUAUAAGAACUAGUUGUAAAGAGUUCAAUUUAGAUGAUACAGAUUGUAAAUAUACCCAUUUGACUAAUGAUGCUGUUCAAAAAUACAGUAAAAAUUAUGGGAAAUAUGAAACAGGAAAUAAAGUAAUCAUUAAUUAUUAAAAAUAAGGUUUCUUUUAAUGAUUUUACUAAGUAUGUAUAGGAAAUCUAUAAUUUAAAUUUUAAUAAUACGAUAGAACAAUUAAAGAGUUUAUGUACUGAUAUUGUCAAAGCAUCUUAUUAACAUUUAGAUCCAAAUCGCCAUUUCUAUACUUUUGAGUUAUUUGGAUUAGAUUUUAUGAUUGAUAGUGAUUUUAAACCAUGGCUUAUAGAAGUGAAUACAAAUCCAUGUCUUGAAACAUGUUGUCCUCUACUUACUAGAUUAAUAAAUCAUUUAGUUGAAAAUACUAUUAGAAUUGCUAUCGAUCCUAUGUAUCCUCCUCCAAGCAAGAAAAAACCAUUACCUGAAUUCAAAAACAAUUUUGAACUUAUUUUUAGUACUCCUUUAAAAGAAUAAUGUGGAAAAUUACCAGAAAUUUAAUAAGAUGAUGACGAUCUUGAUGUAGAUGAUGAUAAUUGA
Messenger RNA from Paramecium pentaurelia, 1813 nucleotides. The record is from the annotation of a GenBank genome assembly. Lineage: Eukaryota; Ciliophora; Oligohymenophorea; Peniculida; Parameciidae.